AUGGCAGACAACACACGUUCCAAGCAGCACCUCGAUGCCCUCCAGAAGCAAGUGGAUUCUCAGCAAGAAGACAUGCAAAAUGUACAUGGAAGGUUAGAUCAUUUAUCCGAAAGAAUAGAACAAUUUACUGAUAUGAUAAGAACUAUGAUGGCACACCAGAAUAAUAAUAUUAAUAGAGAGUUACAAGUGGGUCCUGAAGGGGAGUUACCUCCCAGAGGUAUGGCUCUUAGGGGAGUCCGUUGGGAUUUUCCCCAUUUUAAUGGUGAUAACCCAGCAGGGUGGGUUUUUAAGGCCACACAAUAUUUGGAAUUCCAUCAAACACCUCCUGCACAGAGGUUAUUAAUGGCUUCUUAUAAUAUGGAGGGUGAAGCCUUGGUGUGGUACCAAGACGCUGCUGAGUCCAGGCAGUUUACUUCAUGGGAAACAUUUGUGAGGGCCUUAUUAUUACGGUUUGGCCCUACGGCUUAUGAUGACCCUAUGGAAGCACUUACAAGACUUAAACAAACUUCAUCUGUAGCGAUGUAUAAAGCCCAGUUUGAAGCAUUAUCGAAUCGCUUGAGGGGGUUGUCCGACCAUCAUAAGCUGAGUUGCUUUAUGAGUGGACUAAAAGAUGAGAUUCGCCUACCCAUUCGCAUGCUAAAUCCCAUUAAUCUAGGGGCAGCCUUUGGCUUAGCUAAAAUUCAAGAGGAGUAUCUAGCCUUUACCAGGAGUGUUUUCAGAUCGGGACCUGACAGACCAUUCACACAAUCUGGAAAUUAUUCACAACAGCAAGGCCAAUCAAGUGACAACAGUUUUAAGCCAAAAUAUACAACACCAAAUAGAAGGAUUUCAUCCACGUCUAUGGAUGAUAAACGCCGCAAGGGGCUUUGUUUCCAUUGUGAGGAAAAAUGGAACCCAAAUCACGUGUGUAAGGCUCCAAAAAUGUAUGUGCUACAAGGACAUAAUGAAGUGGAAGAAGCUGGGGGAGUGGACUGUGAAGAAACUGAGGGGAAUGUGCUGGAUAUGGGGGAACCUUCAACUCCCUUACCAAUUCUAACCAUGGAAACUAAACCAGAAAUUUCCCUAAGUGAAAUUUCUGGAAUGCCAAGUGCCAAUACGAUGAGACUCCUAGGAAUAAUAGGCCAGAAAGAAGUGGAGAUCCUUAUCGAUUCAGGGAGUACACACAGUUUUAUUGACUCAUCCAUUGCCUUGAAAACCAAACUCAGAGUUGAUACGAUUAAGGGGAUGUCUGUCAAAAUAGCUAAUGGUGACAUGGUGCACAGUGAAGGUUAUUGCAGUAAUGUACGUACCAGCAUUCAAGGUAAUCAAUUUUACCCUUCUUUUUACGUCUUAUCUUUGGGGGGUUGUGAUAUUGUCUUGGGGGUAAAUUGGCCAGUGACUUUGGGCCCAAUUCUCUGGGAUUUUUCAAAGUUGACUAUGGAAUUUACUUAUGCAAAUACACGGGUAUGCUUAAAGGGUCUAAGUCCUUCUGGACUAUCUUUUGAGGAGGGCAGUAAAUCCCUCUUGCAGUCCAUUAGUAAAGGGAAGAGGUUGUUAUUACAAUUGGUGGGUACGGAGCUAGAACAAAAGUCAGACAUUAUUCCGGGCGAAAUUAAGAGUAUCUUAGACCAAUUCCAGCAAGUUUUUGAUACUCCCAAAGGGUUAGCACCCUUUAGAGCUCAUGACCAUAAGAUUAUUUUAAAGGAGGGCACUCCACCCAUUCAAUCCGACCAUACUGUUACCCUUUUUAUCAAAAGGCAGAAAUUGAAAAAAUUAUGA
This is a messenger RNA of Juglans regia (Persian walnut), 1758 nucleotides long. RefSeq lists its product as uncharacterized. Lineage: Eukaryota; Viridiplantae; Streptophyta; Magnoliopsida; Fagales; Juglandaceae. The transcript has a single exon. Gene Ontology annotation, biological process: proteolysis. Gene Ontology annotation, molecular function: aspartic-type endopeptidase activity. Bases 1 to 1758 code for a protein of 585 amino acids. The record is from RefSeq and is a predicted model, not a curated record.